GCUCCUCUUAGUGCAGGGAGUGAACGCGGCGGGGAGCGAACUUCCACAGGACUGGGCUGCAGAGGUGGCGAAGCGACCAACUAAGUGAUAAUGUGCACUUGAGUUAAUGCUGUGGCAAGUGAUGGUGAGGAAGAGAUGAUUACGUAAUAUCCAGUGGAGACAUAUGAGAUAGUCGUUCUGGGGACUUGAUUUCGACAUUGAAGCCUUACACCUGAAAAAUAAUGUUAGGUAAGGUGUGGAAAUGGACUGUGUGAGGUCUCAUGGUGAACAUACUACUUGGAGGUCAAACAGCUAGAGCUUAGCGGGAUGGGUGAGACCGGAGCUCCUCAUCCAUGGACCAAAGCUCUACGGACAGCAAGGGGCGUGACAGUCAAAGCUCUCCAAAAGAUCAUCAUGAAAAAGUCACAAGCAACUUUGAGACGUGGCCACAGAAAGCGCACAGCCAGCCAGGGGAGAAGGAAAAGUGCUGUUAGUAGCCGCCAGUCCAAACCUGCACCUGAUGAACUGGCCCAGCAGAAGGAAGGCGGGUUACUGCAGGCUUCUGUCUCACCGUAUCAUCUCUUCAGAGACAUGUCUGAAGUCAUAGCCUUCCGGGAGAGCCUGCUGAGCUGGUACGGCCGAGAGAAGCGGGACCUGCCAUGGAGAAGACGAGUAGAAGAGGAAACCAACUUGGAUAGGCGGGCAUAUGCUGUGUGGGUAUCAGAGGUUAUGCUGCAGCAGACCCAGGUUGCCACGGUGAUCAACUACUAUACUCGAUGGAUGCAGAAGUGGCCAACCCUGCAAGACCUGGCCAGUGCUUCCCUGGAGGAGGUGAACCAGCUUUGGUCUGGCUUGGGCUACUAUUCUCGGGGCCGACGCCUGCAAGAAGGAGCUCGGAAGGUGGUAGAGGAGCUAGGGGGCCACAUGCCACGUACAGCAGAGACCCUGCAGCAGCUCCUGCCUGGUGUGGGGCGGUACACAGCGGGAGCCAUUGCUUCCAUCGCCUUUGGCCAGGCAGCAGGUGUGGUGGAUGGCAACGUACUACGGGUACUGUGCCGUGUCCGAGCCAUCGGUGCUGAUCCCAGCAGUUCCUUGGUUUCUCACCACCUCUGGCACCUAGCUCAGCAGCUGGUGGACCCAGCUCAGCCAGGGGACUUUAAUCAAGCAGCCAUGGAGCUGGGGGCCACAGUGUGUACCCCACAGCGCCCUCUCUGCAGCCACUGCCCUGUGCAGAGCCUGUGCCGGGCACACCAGAGGGUGGAGUGGGAGCAACUCACAGACUCACAGAGUCUGCCAGGCAGUCCUGAUGUGGAGGAGUGUGCUCUCAACACUGAACAAUGCCAGUUGUGCCCACCUCCCACAAAUCCUUGGGACCCUAACCUGGGAGUGACCAACUUUCCUCGAAAAGCCAGCCGCCGGCCUCCCAGGGAGGAGUGCUCUGCCAUCUGUGUCCUGGAGCGUCCCGGAGCUGUUGGGGGUGCCCGCAUCUUGUUGGUGCAGAGGCCCAACUCAGGUCUGCUGGCAGGACUGUGGGAGUUCCCUUCCGUGGCCUCGGAGUCCUCGGAGCAGCAGCAGCACAAGGUCCUCUUGCAGGAACUGCAGAGUUGGGCUGGACCCGUCCCAGCUUCCCGCCUCCGCCACCUGGGAGAGGUGAUCCAUACCUUCUCUCAUAUCAGACUGACAUAUCAAGUAUAUGGUCUGGCCCUGGAGAGGAAGACUCCAGUGACCACUGCACCACCUGGCGCUCGCUGGCUGACCCGGGAGGAAUUUCACAAUGCAGCUGUCUCCACUGCCAUGAAAAAGGUGUUUCGUAUGUAUGAAGACCACCAGCGAGGAACCGGCAGAGAUUCGAAAAGGUCACGGGUGUCUACUCCAUCCAACCGGAAAAAGCCCAGCAAGGGCCAACAAGUGCUGGAUAGUUUCUUUGGGCCCCGUAUUCCCACAGACACACCUAACCCCAACAGUGUAGCCCAGUAAAACCUUUGGAAGUCCUCCCCACCCCCCCUCCAAGAAUCCUGUUUAAUAAAGUGUUUAUUUUUGUA
Molecule: messenger RNA, 2021 nt
Organism: Jaculus jaculus (lesser Egyptian jerboa)
Lineage: Eukaryota; Metazoa; Chordata; Mammalia; Rodentia; Dipodidae
Gene: Mutyh
Product: mutY DNA glycosylase
Exons: 16
Coding region: 307-1956 (549 amino acids)
Biological process (GO): base-excision repair; mismatch repair
Cellular component (GO): nucleus
Molecular function (GO): adenine/guanine mispair binding; oxidized purine DNA binding; 8-oxo-7,8-dihydroguanine DNA N-glycosylase activity
Source: RefSeq, a predicted model, not a curated record